Molecule: messenger RNA, 648 nt
Organism: Aspergillus ochraceoroseus IBT 24754
Lineage: Eukaryota; Fungi; Ascomycota; Eurotiomycetes; Eurotiales; Aspergillaceae
Product: Bromodomain associated domain protein
Exons: 1
Coding region: 1-648 (215 amino acids)
Molecular function (GO): protein heterodimerization activity
Source: RefSeq, a predicted model, not a curated record
AUGUCCGGCCCCAACCUACACAACGCCCUCCUCCGUCCGCCCAUUAUCCAGAUCCUACGCGCAGCUGGGUUCCACGCAACGCGUCCAUCAGUUCUAGAUACCAUGGCCGACCUGACUGCUCGAUACAUAAUGCUCUUGGCCUCCUCUGCAACCUCCCACGCCGCCAACGCCCAUCCCAAUGACCCUGUACCCGUCCUGGAAGACAUCUACCAAGCACUCCAGGAUGCCGGCGCAUUGCGACCUCAACUACGAGAAUGGGAAGAAUUUGCGCAGGGGGAAGAAGAUAUACGAGGCCUGGAAGGGUUUCUAUCCUGGUUUACUGGUCCUGCCAACCAAGAGAUAAGACGGGUGGCUGGAUUUGUUGCCAGCGAAGGCGACCUGGUUGAUGCCGACUCGCUCGAGAAAGAAGACUACCUUACGGCCUUGAAAAAAAAGCACAGCAAAACUGGGGAGGAAUCCCGAUAUGCGGGGACUGUGCUGGGUAAAGAUGCUGAAGAACAUCCUAUUGUCAUCGAAGGUGGUGUACCCAGCAUCCGCGACUGGAGCUCCCAGAUGCGAUCACGAGCACCGUACAUGGCCGACAGCGAUUCGUCCGGUGUUAGCAGUGCUCCAAGCAAUCUAUCCGACACGGAUGGCAUGGAUGUAUGA